CUUUAUGUACGUCAGUUUGACGUACGUCGUGUUACAUCACUCUUCACGUGCACGCAGACCAGCUCUCGAAUUGACCGGCAGAAAACAAGCUUUACUUCAGUUCAGCGUGAAGGAGAAAGUUUCAUAAAUAGCCAGGAUGACUGUCAUGGAAUACGAAGACAAUGAAUCCAAGUUCAUCAGAAAAGCCAAAGAGAAUCCAUUUGUCCCUGCAGGGUUGGCUGGGUUCUUUGGCAUCGUGGCGUACAGACUGUACAAACUGAAGAGCCGAGGAGACACGAAGAUGUCCGUGCACCUGAUUCACAUGCGUGUGGCAGCGCAGGGCUUCGUGGUCGGAGCCAUGACUUUAGGGGUGGUCUAUUCCAUGUACAGAGAGUACAUGCUCAAACCCGCUGAAGCACAGAAAGCGUUAGAGCAGAAGGCAUUGGAAAACAAGUGAAGAAAAGUGUGCUUAAUACCAAGUGUUAGGGUGUCCCUUUGUAUUUAUUGCUGACAUAGAAACUUUCUCAAAAUAAUUUCUUUAAACUGUUUGCUUUUUAAAGAGGUUUGCGUUGUCAUUACGUUGCCAGGCAUGUUUAAGAAACAUUGUAAAGUAUGUGACGGAUUUGUAGCUAUUCUGCAACCGCGGACUACUAUUUAUUUAUCAUAUGAGUAACAAACUGACGAGAGCAAUCAAUUUUAUUAUUAUUUUUUACUGAAGAUAUUUGGAUUGGUAUAAUGUAUGCUCUUAUGUCGAUGUUGUGCCUGUGUUUCAUCACAGAGGUGUGGCUUUAAGACCUUUUGUUUCUUGUAAUUCAAGAUCUUCUUGUAUCAUUUAAGUCAACAGACAAAAUAAUUCCAGGACAACAGCCCUGAAUCUGAAACUUCACAGUGCACUGAAAGCAGUAUGAGGACUGCACUAUUAAUGGUUCUUAGCAGAUGAAGUGCUGUUGUUACAAACUGGAUCUUCUGCAAAUCUUUUCUUUUUGUCUCCAUCAUUUUCAAGUGUGUGUGAGUGUCAUGAGGAUUGAGAGGAACUUUUGUAGAUUUAUUGAUUGAGUGUGUUGCUGCGUGAAAUAACUAUUGCACCUUUUUUCAUAUUUCAAAACAAAAUCUGAAAAUUAUACUUCUAGAGUUGAGGAUCUCUUCUACCACUGUUUAUCUUUGCCAAUAAAAACUGUUGUAAUUCCAGUAAA
Carassius gibelio (silver crucian carp) is the source of this 1172-nucleotide messenger RNA. RefSeq names its product HIG1 domain family member 1A, mitochondrial. Bases 137 to 436 code for a protein of 99 amino acids. Gene Ontology annotation, biological process: mitochondrial respirasome assembly. Gene Ontology annotation, cellular component: mitochondrion. The record is from RefSeq and is a predicted model, not a curated record. Lineage: Eukaryota; Metazoa; Chordata; Actinopteri; Cypriniformes; Cyprinidae. The transcript is spliced from 4 exons.